Molecule: messenger RNA, 2634 nt
Organism: Rana temporaria (common frog)
Lineage: Eukaryota; Metazoa; Chordata; Amphibia; Anura; Ranidae
Gene: ZPR1
Product: ZPR1 zinc finger
Exons: 14
Coding region: 16-1494 (492 amino acids)
Cellular component (GO): nucleus; cytoplasm
Molecular function (GO): zinc ion binding
Source: RefSeq, a predicted model, not a curated record
GCGGUCUUGAGUUACAUGUAUGGGGCGGCCGGGGAGUUCCGGGUUGGUCACGUGUGCGGUGGAAGAAGCGUGUUGGAGGCCGAGCAGAGAACCGUCAGCAUGUCCGUCCUGAGCGCCCCAGAGCCGGUGUCCGCCUUGUUCCGGGAUAUCAGUGCGGAGGACGAGGAGCAGCAAACGGAGCAGAUCGAAUCCCUGUGCAUGAACUGCUACCAGAAUGGAAUGACAAGACUGCUCUUCACCAAAGUUCCCUUCUUCAAAGAGAUCAUUGUCAGUUCAUUCACGUGUGACUCGUGUAGUUGGACCAACACAGAGAUCCAGUCUGCUGGGCGGAUCCAGGAACAAGGUGUCCGAUAUUCACUGAACGUUGGGAAUAAGAGGGAUAUCAACCGUGAGGUGGUAAAAACGGAUUAUGCAACAACGCGUAUCCCUGAGAUUGAUUUUGAGAUUCCAGCUUGUACACAGAAAGGAGCCCUUACAACAAUUGAAGGACUCUUGGAAAGAACUAUUUCGGGUUUACAGCAGGAGCAGCCACUCCGCAGGGCUGAAAAUGCUGAAAUCGCAAACAAGAUUGAGGAGUUCAUUGCAAAACUUGAGUCUCUAAAGGCUGGGGAAACGCCCUUCACAUUUAUUCUAGAUGACCCCUCUGGGAACAGUUUUGUUGAGAAUCCUUUUGCUCCUCACAAAGAUGAAGAACUCACAGUAACACAUUACAGGAGAAGCGAAGAUCAGGACUCCUUACUAGGAAUUGAGAGCACAAUUGACCAGAAGCAAACUUCUGAAGAGAAAAGUGAGGAUGAUGCUGAAGACCUCCGUGAUGAGGUGCUUCAGUUCCAAACCAAUUGUCCAGAAUGUAAUGCUCCUGCAGCCACCAACAUGAAGUUAGUGCAAAUCCCACAUUUCAAGGAAGUUAUUAUCAUGGCCACAAACUGUGAUGCUUGUGGCCAUCGAACAAAUGAGGUAAAAUCAGGAGGUGCCAUUGAAUCUCUUGGCACAAAAAUUACACUUCAUAUCACUGAUCCAUCUGACCUUACCAGGGAUGUUUUAAAGUCUGAAACCUGCAGUAUUAGUAUCCCAGAGCUAGAAUUUGAAAUAGGAAUGGGAGCUUUGGGAGGAAAAUUCACAACUCUGGAGGGACUCUUGAAAGACAUCCGAGAUUUGGUUGUUUGCAAGAACCCUUUCACCCUCGGUGACAGCUGUACAUCGGAUAGGAUGGAAAAGCUGCAGGCAUUUGGCAAGAAAAUUGAUCAGAUCCUAGAAGGCCAGAUGAGAGUUCAUUUUAUAUUGGAUGAUGCAGCUGGAAACAGCUACCUUCAGAAUGUCUAUGCACCAGAGCAAGAUCCAGAAAUGACGGUGGAGAAGUAUAAACGAUCAUUUGAUCAGAAUGAAGAUCUUGGCCUCAAUGAUAUGAAAACAGAAGACUAUGAAGAGACUGACGAGUCACCGCUCCUAGAUGUCGCACACAAUGCUGAAACCCAGGAGGGGGGAAAUCGGUAGUAUCUCAAGGACAUUUACUACAAUGACCUUUCCAGUUGGACUAGAUGUGUACCAGUCUCUACCUCUAUGUCCAAAUGUACAGCAGAUGUCCAUGGGGGGAAAAAAAUUGUUUGUGACGCCCAAAAUGUUAUGUUAAGAGAUUUGGCAGUGACUCCUACAGCCCAGCAGAGGAUGCAUUUAUAACAAUUUAUGUGCUGAAAAAUCAUCCUUUUAAUUUGUGUGCUCUUAGAAUGUAGAACUCGUUCGCAUUUAUUUUAAACCAUGGAGAAAAUUUAAAAAAUUAGUAAUCCUUUUUCUCAUAUUUAUGAAACCCAACAGAGCUGGGCUUAUUUUGAAUUCUAAAAGGUCAGUAUUGGUUAUUUACGUAAAGUUGAUGUUUGGCACCAUAUGGUUCUAUUUCUUUAAAUUAUUUUCAACUACAGCGUUGAACUGUUACAGCUGUAGAUAACAGCAGCAUGGUCUUACCUUUAAGUGUAGAGGAAAAUUUGUUUACUUUACUGACACGCAAAGCAACUUGGCAUUUCUGAGGAAAGUUGUACAUUGGCCUAAACAAGUAAAAUAGAUGUGGAUAUUGAAUAAUUCCAGUGCCAUUAAGUACAUCUGUUGCAGCUCCCGGUACCUGUGAUAGCCAUGUCAUUCUAAUUUAUACAUGUGUUUGUGCAAUUCAAACCAAAUUGAACUUUAUAGUUUUAAUGUAAAUACAUUUUGGCUGCAUCAAAACAAAAGCUAUGCAAAAAUCUUUCCAACAUGCCCACUGCUGCGUGAGACCUUAGACUGCAACCGGCAAAGCUCCUGCUGCUUGGAGAGUUCUAUCUGUACUCAGCAAGAGGUACAUACUGCUGCAGUGACACCACAGGGGGAGGCUAUUCUAUCCAGGCUAAAACUGCCUUCUAAAUAAAGCAAGAUAUAAGACUUUGUACACUUUUUUUUUUUUUUUCAUACCUGAAAUAUGUUUAGUGGAUUUUUACUGAAAGUUCAAUAUGGGCUUUUAAAGCUUUCCAGAAAGGAACAUCUAGUAAGUAACCUUUUUUUAAACUUUUGAGUUAUUAUACACCGCAGUAUGAUGCAGAACUAUCACAGCAAUUUGGCAUAAGCUUGUGCAUUCAGAUUUGUUUUCGUUAAUAAAAACCCUUAAGCUUG